CAGAAGGAUCCAAAGAAGUCAAAAAGAAGCCUCACAGCCAGUAGCAUUGUUUUGCUCCUGACUCAUGCAGCUGAAGCCACUGUGAAAUGUUACCUACAAAGCUGAUAGAAAUAUUUCUGCUGCUUACCUUAACUGAAAGAGGAGCAAAGUGGGACCAAGGCAAGCCAUGGAGAAUCCACUGCCAAGCACGUGGUGCCCAGCUUGCCACAAAGCAGUGUCCAGAAGAUCCGUUCAAAAGCUGAGCAAAUGCAUCCAAGGUAAAACAGACUUGGAAGAAGAUAAUCCCAGGGCAGACCUGAGCGUUUCUCCAACAAAUCACCUUCCCAGGAAGUUGCAACCAUCUUCAGGGAACAUGUCACCUUCUCAGAAGGAUGUUUCUUCACCCUCCCAAGGACAGUCUGUCAUGUCAGCUCAGCCACAACUGCUGCCAGCCCCUCCACCCUUACCCCCUGGGUGUCAGGUGCCUUCUCCACCCCCUCCCAUGCCUGGCAUAAGUGCUCCAUCUCUCCCAUCUCCCCAGCCAUGCAGUAAUCCUGAGUGCAAUCAUCUUGCUUGUGGACAUGGUGGGCAGUGUCACCCUCAGAAGACACCAACGUUGAGGAUGAAAAUGUUUCACUGGCAGAAGCUCCCCUCUGACGUGGUGAGACAAAGUCACUCCAUAUGGACUGUGCUGCCAAGCAGCAGCAAGGAGCUUGUAGAGCCUGACUACAGAAGCCUGGAGCUGCUUUUCUCUGUCCCACCAACAGCACAAAAGAAGCAAAUAAGGCCAAAACUAAAGCAAGCAAAAGAGAUCACAUUCAUAGGUCCAAAGAAAAGCCUCCUUCUGAGUAUAUUCCUGAAGCAGUUUAAGUGCUCCAAUGAAGAGGUUGCUGCCAUGAUUCAGACAGGGGAUAGCUCCAAGCUGGAUGCUGAGAUACUGAAGCAGCUACUUAAACUACUGCCCGAAGACCAUGAGAUAAAGAGCCUGAAAUCUUGCAAGCAAGACAAAUCACAACUAGCAAAUGUAGACCAGUUUUAUCUCCAUCUCUUGGAAAUUCCCAGCUACCAGUUGAGGAUUGAAUGCAUGCUGAUUUGUGAAGAAACAAAACUUCUCCUGGAGUGCCUGUGGCCAAAAGUGCAAGCCAUCAAGACAGCCUGUGAAACACUUCUCACCAGCCACCGACUGCCAGUUUUCUGCCAACUGAUUCUUAAAGUUGGAAACUUUCUUAACUAUGGGCAUCAAAAUGGAGAUGCUGUGGGGUUUAAAAUUAAUGCCUUACUCAGGCUAACAGACACAAAAGCAAACCAAAGCCACAUUACUCUCCUUCAUCAUAUUUUGGAGGAGGCUGAAAAAAACCACACGGAUCUGCUGCAGCUACCCAGAGAUCUUGACUUUGUUUCCAAGGCAGCAGGGAUCCACUUGGAUGUCAUGCAGACUGAGGCAGGUGCCAAUUUGAAGAAGCUAUUGGCAAUAGAGAAGCGUUUAUUUCUGUCAACAGAUGAUGUGAAAAUGCAGCACAUAAAGUCUGUUCAAGGUAGUCUCAAAGCUUCAGAGGACCUGCAGAAGGAGUUUGCCACCAUUGAGAAGAAGAAGAAAGAACUGGCUGGUUACCUUUGUGAAGACCAAAAAAAAUUGUCCUUGGAAGAUAUAUUUAGCACAAUGAAAACCUUCAGAGAGCUCUUCCUCAAGGCCUUGCAGGAAAAUCAAGAAAGGAAGAAGCAAGUUACAAAGUCUGAGAAAAGGAAGAAAGAGCUUAAAGGAGAGUAUGUGAAGAGGCUAAAGGGAGAGCAUGGGAAAAGUAUUGUAUUCAACUCAAAUUAGUUCUGGUUUUGUUAGCCAAUCUUUUGAUAAUUAGGGGUAAUUAUCUGCUCAGUUAUGGCUGAUCUAAUACAAUGAAACAGAUUUAGCCUUGGAUGAUAUAGGUGUCAAGCAGAGAGUACACCAAUAUGAAUUUUUAAGUGCAUGCGAAUGCUUGAAAGAAGUCACAAUAGAGAUGCUAUAAAAAAUAUUAGUCCCAAUGAGCAAGCUGCUAUCAUUUUGUGGAGAAUUGGGUGAUAUCCUGCUAUUGAUCUGUUGGAGUCUUGUUGGGAGACUUUUAGGGCAAAAGUUACAUAUAUGUAUACACACGCACACAUAUAUAUAUGAACUUCAAGCUGCACUUUGUCAUUGUGGUAGGUUUUGUCUUAUAUUACUGUUACCACAACAUUGGCUGUAUUCUCAUUAGAGGAAUGAUUUCUUAAAGCAGCUAUGUAUGUGCUUAAAGGAGUGCCUGUGCUUUGCUGAAGAGGGGAUGAUUUACAUCAAUGAAGAAAAAAAAAGGGUUUUACUGUGCUGGGCUGACCUGAGUGUGAAACAUUCCUAGUGCUAACCUUGGCAUGCAUACAUUCUGAAGUUUUAUUUUGGCAAAUAGUUGACAUCCACUUUUCUGGAAGAUUUCUAUCAAUAACAGUCAGUCGUGAUCCUCUCUUAUCCAGAGAAUCGCUGUAAAUGCAGCAUUAGUGAAUCUGAGUGGAGUUCAUAUAAAUAACACACUAGAUGCUCAGCCCUCGGAAGGCCCUGUUGGUGCCUCAAUAAAUGGCCUUCUUUUAGCUCUUCUUGCACAGUUACUUAUCUCUCAAAAUACAUAAAAUUCACUGAAAGCUUACCAAAACAAAGUUCUCAAUACUGUCUUAACAAGCUAUACAGCAAAUGUGUUUUACACACUUUCCAAUCAUAACAUGCAUAACGCAAAGCUGCAGAUUAAAAUGAGCCAAGCCUGUUUGCUGUAAAUACAGAAAGGUAACAGUAUAUGGUAAAGUAAAAUUAUAAAGUGAUAUUGAGCAGCUGUAAGGCUUAAAUGUGUGCUUCAGCCCUGUGAAAAGAAGGAGCAGCAGAUCAUAAGAACCUUCUGUGCUUCUGACAUACAGUUUAGAUUGAACUGUUGUUAUUUUCGGUCCUUUGUGAGAAGGUGGAUUUAAUUCUUGGGGUAUAACCUUAAACAUGGGAGAGCAUUUCACCUAUGAAUAUUUUUUCAGUACAUAUUUUAGAAAGCUGUGUAUAGCACUGGUGGCAAUGAGUAUCAGGCAUUUUUGUCAUCUAUUUUAAUCUCCCAACAGAAUACAGUGACAGAGAACACCAGAUAUGGCAUGGCAAGAUCUUUGAGCUCAUCUUAACAUUCUUCAAUCCAUGUAAAACCAUUUUUUUAAAAUCCUGUAUUUAGCAAGUGAAGUAAUUAUUUUCUGUAUUUAUUGUCUGAAGAGGGGGAAUAGAAAGACAGUAAAUCUGGAGAAACCCUAUUAGCAUGUGCUUACAGGAUUAUCAUAGAAUCAAGUACACCUUUAACUUAGCAGGUAUCUUCCUUAGAGCCAGCGAUAUACAGCACACAGGGUAAUCCUGGGCAUAAAUCUGUAAGGCCCCAAUCCUACAGUCUUUGAAUCUCUGACCUUAACUGCAGUCACAUGCUCUGUCAGUGUCAAUAUCUGGUUUAUCCAGUUGUCUCAGAAUCAUUUCUCUGCGGUUGACAGGCCUGCCAUGGACAGCAUACAGCAGCAAGGACUCUUAGGGCAGGCAAUAAUCUUGCUCUCCUGAGUUCAAACAGAAAAUGUGAAGGGAGAAGUACCAAUUGCUGAUGUAUUAUUGACAGAUUUCAAGGGAUAGCUUUUAACUACUGCACCAGAGUCAUAAAUUGUUACCAAAAUACAAAUAUAUGGCACAAUUAAGAGAAUGAAGCAAUAUCCUACUGAUUUUCAUGUAUUUCAAAACAGCUUUGAUGUGAAUAAAAUUUACUAUACAAUUUCCCAGAAGGGAGUUUGGCAACAGACUUCUGCUGAAUCCAGAUAUUUAGAGAGAAAAGGUUGGAUUUUUUUAACUUAUUUGAAGAUUUUUAUAUAUGUGUUUACAUUAAGAUUCGUUUUCUAUGUGUGAUAAUGGAUUAAGCAACUAUCCUGCUUGAUUUUCUUGUUUUGCAUCAGCAUCCAUUACUGAACAUUUAAAUUCUUCAGGAGAGUUGUAUCAGACACUUCCAAGGCCUAAUUCUGUCUUAUUUCAAGGGAUAUAUAUAUAUGUUAUUUCAAGAGAAGCAGUAGGUAGAGGUUUCUUUAGCUAACCAAGUGUUGUAAAAAAUUACCUGCUUCUCAUGUAAAUUUAGAGGGAGAUGCUGCUGUUGACCAGAGCAAGCAACAGAACAAAACCACUUAAGAACACAAGGUGAAGAUGUGCAGUUCAACGCAUGGUGAGAAUUGAUCUAUAUAGCUCUGAUACUGUAACUGCAGCAGAAAAUUAAAUGCUGUUAAAAGAUGAAGAGCAAGUAAACUUCCAGGAAGAGUACAGUAGUCCCAAAGCUUAGCUACUAUGAUUACAUACAGAAACUCACUGGAGAGAUAGAGCCUUCAAAUCAGUUUCAUGUGUUGAUAUAUAUUCAGUGUCAAAUACAUGAGAUUCUCUCUGGCAAAAUCCUUAUUAUCUUUACUUACACAUGACUUGCACUAUUGUAAGUAACUUAAUGGUAUAUGAUAAAACAUCAUCAGCAUAAAUUGGUCUUGGAAUAGUAAAAGAUCAGAUCUUCAAGAGCUGGGGAAAUAAGCAAAUGUUCUACUCCUAAAAGCUUACUGCUUAGCUGUAUUACUGUUGUGUUGAUUCGAUUUGCUUUUUUUAAAGCACAUAAUAGUGAUUUAAAAGCUGUAUUAUGCCUAAGUCCAACUUUCAAUGCACAGUUUACUUACAACCUCAUUGUACUCUAGUAGCCAUUUAUGAACAAGGAUAUAUUUCACUUUUGUCUAUGUUUGUUUAGUAAAGAGUUUAACAAACA
This is a messenger RNA of Pogoniulus pusillus (Red-fronted tinkerbird), 4766 nucleotides long. Its product is annotated as inverted formin-2-like. The record is from RefSeq and is a predicted model, not a curated record. The coding region runs from base 167 to 1801 and encodes 544 amino acids. Lineage: Eukaryota; Metazoa; Chordata; Aves; Piciformes; Lybiidae. The transcript has 13 exons.